This is a messenger RNA of Misgurnus anguillicaudatus (oriental weatherfish), 644 nucleotides long. It is a transcript of the gene efcab10, whose product is annotated as EF-hand calcium binding domain 10. Lineage: Eukaryota; Metazoa; Chordata; Actinopteri; Cypriniformes; Cobitidae. The record is from RefSeq and is a predicted model, not a curated record.
GAACAAGUACUCAAGAUGUCAACACGGGAGCUAGAGGCAGCUGAAUACCUCGAGAAACACAAGAUUAUUGACCUGAUGGAUAAUUUAACUAGUAUGCUGUUUUUUUACAGACCAGAACGACCUCGAGAAUUUCUGAUUGAGCAGCUUGAAAGGCUCAAAAUAUCCAAAAUUGAUCAAAAAGAAAGUCCAGGUCUCUUUAACGAGUCCAACUUGGAUGCUUUGUUUGGGAUCCUGGAUCCAUCUCAUCAUGGUUAUAUCACUCAUGUACAAUACAAAGAAGCACUUAAGACACUUGGUGUCAGGAAUUUCAAUGAGUUUCCAGAUGGAGCUAGUGAGGACAAAAUAUCACAAGAAACGUUUACAAGAGAGGCGAAAGAAGGGCUUCUGAGAAGUGCAGCAACAUUUCGGGUAUAGAUGUUCAAUGGAAAAAUGUACAACAAUUAGCAUCUUUAUCAUUGCUUAUGUAACAUAACGAUUUAUUAAAAAACACACAUUUUAUGUAUAUGUGAAUAAAAAGUUUCACAUGUCCUAUCUUAACUAAUUAUUAGGUUAGGACUUUAAAAUGUUUUCAGUCAUUAAUAUAACAUUGAUUUCAAUCUUUGUCAUGACCACUCAGUUAAAAUUAAAGAUAUCAAGUCACAAAA